Messenger RNA from Gadus morhua (Atlantic cod), 3357 nucleotides. RefSeq names its product helicase, lymphoid specific (gene hells). Gene Ontology annotation, biological process: lymphocyte proliferation; pericentric heterochromatin formation; DNA methylation-dependent constitutive heterochromatin formation. The transcript is spliced from 23 exons. Gene Ontology annotation, cellular component: pericentric heterochromatin; nucleus. The record is from RefSeq and is a predicted model, not a curated record. Gene Ontology annotation, molecular function: ATP binding; chromatin binding. The coding region runs from base 298 to 2910 and encodes 870 amino acids. Lineage: Eukaryota; Metazoa; Chordata; Actinopteri; Gadiformes; Gadidae.
CUCCCACUAGACUGCUGGCUAGGAGAGGGAGAACUGCUGCUGUAUUUUACUUGUUGGCUUUUUAUGAUUCGCUUUUAGAAAAUACAACUAGAAAAUAAAUAUUUGUACUUGUCGUACACUGCGAAGCCUCCUUUUUUAAACUCGUUUUCACCCGAUGCGCAAUAACCAUUCUUUGCUGAUUCCUUUGUCAAGGGGCUUAUUUUCGGUCUUUGGUCCUGUUUAAAUUGGAAGAACUAUUAGUCAAAAGACAAAACUUUAAUUGGACUUUUCUAGCGGUCUGCUUCUUCUGAUUGACAAAUGGCAGAUGUGACAUGUUCAAAUGAAGGAGCUCGGAGUGUGUCCCCGCAGUGUCCUAAACCCGACGAGUCGGAGGUGCCCCUUGGCACCGCCACGGAGACCCAGCCGUCUCCACCUGUUGAUGGGGUAAAGACGAAGAAUGAUUCCUCUGGUGGUAUGAUCACAAAAGAAAUGGAGGAAGAGGAGAAGAAGUUGACAGAAAAAUCCGAAGAAAUGGACAAGGAGAUGAUUGAAAAGGCCCGUGAGUCCAUUGUACGGGACUCCCACGAUAUGCGCUUCAGGAGACUCCAGCAUCUGCUUGAGAAGAGCAACAUCUACUCCAAGUUCCUGCUGACUAAAAUGGAGCAGCAGCAACAAGAGGAGAAGGCCAAGAAAGAAAAGCAACAAAAAAAGUCUAAGAAGGUGACGAAAAAGGAUGAACCUGCCAUUGAAAAAGCAACCUCAAGGAAGCGCAAGAAAGAUGACUACAAAAUAGCUGAUGUCAUGUCCAAAGAGGAAAUUAUGUCAAAGUCGAAGAAAAUUAAACUAGAAGAAGAGGUGCAGACAGCGUCUUCUUCAAAACGGAAGAAGAACAUGGAGGAGGAGGACCUGGAGAAGAUGAGCGACUCCAACACGGACAUCAAGAGCCGUCUGUCAGAGGCGAUGCAGGACAGCGCCAAGCACCAGCUGGACCCGAAGAGGACGUUUGAAGGGAAGCCGGUGCCGGCCCAGCAGCCCCGCCUCUUCACCGGCGGGGCUAUGCGCUGGUACCAGAUAGAGGGCAUCGAAUGGCUGCGGAUGCUGUGGGAGAACGGUAUCAACGGCAUCCUGGCAGACGAGAUGGGCUUAGGGAAGACCAUCCAGUGCAUCGCCCACGUGGCCAUGAUGGUGGAGCGCGGCGUGCUUGGCCCUUUCCUGGUGGUGGCCCCACUCUCCACGCUGCCCAACUGGAUCCGAGAGUUCAAGCGCUUCACGCCCACGGUGCCGGUCCAGCUGUACCACGGGCCCGCAAAGGAGAGGCCCGGUCUGCUGAAGGUGAUCCAGAAACCCCAGGGGCCCCACAACAUGUGCCCCGUGGUCAUCACCUCCUUUGAGAUCGCCAUGUUUGACAGGAAGGUCCUACAGAGGUUCCAGUGGAAAUACCUCAUCGUGGACGAGGGCCACAGGAUCAAGAACCUCAACUGCCGGCUGGUGCAGGAGCUGAAGCUGCUGCCCUCCGACAACAAGCUGCUGCUGACGGGCACGCCGCUGCAGAACAACCUGUCAGAGCUCUGGUCCCUGCUCAACUUCCUGCUGCCAGAGGUCUUCGAUGACCUCAAGAGCUUUGAGUCGUGGUUUGACAUCGACACCAUAAAAAGUGACGGGGUUGUGGUGGCCAACGAGCAAGAGGAGACGGUCCUCCACAUGCUGCACCAGAUCCUCACUCCGUUCCUGCUGCGGAGGCUGAAGGCGGACGUGACGCUGGAGGUCCCUCCCAAGAAGGAGAUCAUCGUGUACGCCCCGCUGACCCUGAAGCAGGAGACCUUCUACAAGGCCGUGGUGGACAAGAGCAUCAGCAAGCUGCUUGGCCGGGAGAAUACGUAUUUCUCAGAGAGCGUCCUGCCGUCAACGCCGACAGCCAGCGGCAGGCCCACCCGACGCAGCAAGAGAUUGGUGAACUACGACGAGAAACUAGAUGAGAAAGAGACCCCCAAAGCGCUGGAGAGAUACCUGGAUAAGAUCCGCAAGGAGAACGGGGAGCAGAGCGCCGGACCUGUGCUGGCGGUGAAGAAUUUGCUGAACACCCAAGUCAACCUGAAGCUCCAGAAUAUCCUGAUGCUGCUGAAGAGGUGCUGCAACCACCCCUACCUAGUGGAGUACCCCCUAGACCCCGCCACGCAGCAGUUCCAGAUCGACGAGGAGCUGGUGAAGUGCUCGGGGAAGUUCCUCAUCCUGGACCGAAUGCUGCCUGCCCUCAAGAAGAGGGGCCACAAGGUGCUGGUGUUCAGCCAGAUGACAUCCAUCCUGGACCUGCUGGUGGACUACUGCUACCUGCGGGGCUUCGAGUACAGCCGGCUUGACGGCAGCAUGUCCUACGCAGACCGUGAUGAAAACAUGACGAAGUUUGCAGAAAACCCAGAAGUCUUCCUCUUCCUGCUGAGCACGCGAGCCGGAGGCCUGGGCAUCAACCUCACCUCUGCUGACACCGUGAUCAUCUUUGACAGCGACUGGAACCCCCAGGCGGACCUGCAGGCCCAGGACCGAUGCCACCGCAUCGGGCAGACCAAGCCUGUGGUGGUGUACCGUCUGGUCACGGCCAACACCAUCGACCAGAAGAUCCUGGAGCGAGCAUCCGCCAAGAGGAAGCUGGAGCAGAUGGUCAUCCACAAGAAUAAGUUCAAGGGAGGGAGGGAAGACCUGGCCCCGGCUAAGAGCUGCCUGGACCUGGACGAGCUGAUGGGGAUGCUGAUGGCCAGGGAGGCAGAGCGGGAGGUGAAGAGCACCAAGGGGGAGGUGAUCAGUGACCGGGACCUGGAGGUUCUGCUGGACCGUAGCAACAUGAUGGACAAAGGGAGGAAGAACGUGAAGCAGGAGAAGGUGGGGGUGUUCCGGGUGAUAGAGGCCAAGGAGGCCUCAGAGAUCCUUUUGCCCUGAGGAGGAGUCAUUGGCAGAAAAAUAAAACAUUCAUUAACGCUGGUGUUUGUGUUUCCAGUGAAAACCCUUUUUCGAAAACGUUCGAAAACUACUGUAAGUUGACCUUUAUAAGCGGGAAAAACUACUGUUGUUCUUGCUAUUGACCUGUGGUAGCUUUGUCUUCUUGUUCUCCUGUGACUGAAUCACUGUUCAAAACGUGCAAGUGCGUAUUUUUGCUAAAAUAAAGUCCUAGUUGUGUGUGUAAAUAUAUAUAUAUAAAAAAAAGGCACAUGUAACAGUUUGUGUCAAUCCAGUUCAGCUAUGUUCUCUGCCCAUUCCAAAGCCAAGCACGGUCAUUUAAAUUAAAGCACUUUAAUGGCCCCAAAGCAAACUUGGUACAUACGACUUGAUCUUUUAUCGUUCUGUUCUUAUACAAUUAUGUCAAUAAAUCCUAUCUCAAAUAUUAAA